AUGGUCGAGCUCGAAAAAUCUAUGGAAUUAGAAACUCGUCGGCAUUCGACUGCUGUACCUCAGACACUACAAACUAUACGUCAAGGUGGACCUAUGGUUGAGAGCUCAGGGAAAUUACAAUCAUCUAACACAUCUGGGCCUAUUACUGUCAACAUGCGGGUUUCUCGACAAAUUCAAUCUAAUAAAGCGUUAUUUAACGUCAAUCCAUCAAAUAUGUUUGAUGAGAAUCCAAUUCCAUAA
Molecule: messenger RNA, 240 nt
Organism: Adineta steineri
Lineage: Eukaryota; Metazoa; Rotifera; Eurotatoria; Adinetida; Adinetidae
Source: the annotation of a GenBank genome assembly